UGUUCGUAACUAAUGUAAAUAAACAUAAUGGCUGACGUUGUCGAAAACGUGCUCAAGGAAGCAGCUGAAAAAGAAGCCAAAUACAAAACAACUGAAGUACACAAAGACAUAGAUGUGGAUGUUGAUCUUGGAAAUCUUUUGACUUCAGACCCAAACCCUAUUGAUUCCAGGACUCUACGAUCAAAAAAGGAGGAAUAUUUGCGCGAUCUUGCUAGGGACAACACACAGAUUCUUAUUAACAAAAUAUGGCAGUUGCCUACAGAACGAACAGAGCACAUAGUUGUCGCACAGUUACCUGACCCAAAGACCCUCAUUCCUCGAGAAAAACCUGUUCCAAAAGCCAAACCAUUGACUAAAUGGGAGAAGUAUGCAAAGACAAAAGGAAUACAGAAAAAGAAGAAGCAUAGGAUGAUAUGGGAUGAGCAAUCCAAGUCUUACAAGCCAAGGUAUGGUUACAAGAGAGCAAAUGAUGACACAAAGCAAUGGAUGCAUGUGGUGCCACAGGAUACAGACCCUCUGGAGGAUCAGUUUGCAAAGCGAACGGCGGCCAAGAAAGAACGGGUGGCCAAAAAUGAGCUUCAGAGACUCCGAAACAUUGCUCGGUCACAACACAAACGAGUGCCUGGUGUGGGCCUCACCCCCACGGAGGCUCCCAACAAGGAGCACCUCAGCAAGGCUCUCGCGGCAGCCAAGACUUCCACAGCAUCCAUCGGCAAGUUCACUGAAAGUCUGCCCAAAGAGAAACCUCAAAAAAAUACUGGCAAAAAAAGAAAAUUUGAGGCCAACCAUGGUGAUGUGAAGAAGGAGAUGACUCGUCAGCUGGACAUCCUCAAUGACCUCCAUAGCAACCGACCAAUCAUAGACAAGGCCAAGGCAGCAAAUAUGCAGCAGAGAGAAUGGGAGUCCGCGAGAACCAAACGGAGACGCGAAGAUCCAGACCUUCAUAAGAAGAAGCCUACAGGGAAACGAAGCAACCAGGGCAAGAAGGGGAACCUGCGCAACUUCAAAGGGGGCUUCAAAAAGAGCGGAAAGGGGAGCAGUGGCGGAGGGGCCAGCUUCAAAAAAGGGGCAAAGGCGGGCGGUGGUGGUGGUGGAGGGGGCAAGGGAGGAGGGAAGAAAUAAUGAUGAAUGGGCAUUUUAAUGUAAAUGAACUUGUAAAUAAAGUUAUAUGGUUUG
Dreissena polymorpha is the source of this 1176-nucleotide messenger RNA. RefSeq names its product ribosome biogenesis regulatory protein homolog. Gene Ontology annotation, molecular function: protein binding. Gene Ontology annotation, cellular component: nucleus; preribosome, large subunit precursor; nucleolus. Bases 28 to 1122 code for a protein of 364 amino acids. NCBI's taxonomy places the organism in Eukaryota, Metazoa, Mollusca, Bivalvia, Myida, Dreissenidae. Gene Ontology annotation, biological process: ribosome biogenesis; ribosomal large subunit export from nucleus; ribosomal large subunit biogenesis. The transcript has 10 exons. The record is from RefSeq and is a predicted model, not a curated record.